AUGGGUGUCCCCGCGCUGUUCCGAUGGCUUUCCAACAAGUACCCAAAAAUCAUCUCCUCGGUGAUCGAGGAACUACCGCAGGAGGUGAAUGGUGAAGAAAUCCCGGUCGACACUACGCGCCCGAACCCCAACGGAGAAGAGAUGGACAACUUGUAUCUGGACAUGAACGGUAUUGUGCAUCCUUGCACUCAUCCCGAAGGUCGACCGCCGCCAGCAAACGAGCAGGAGAUGAUGUUGGAGAUCUUCAAGUAUACCGAUCGAGUUGUCAACAUGGUCCGUCCUAGGAAACUCCUUAUGAUUGCUAUCGAUGGUGUUGCUCCGAGAGCGAAGAUGAACCAGCAGCGUUCCCGUCGAUUCCGAUCCGCACAAGAGGCCCAGGAGAAUGAUGAGAAGAAGGAGGAGCUCCAGAAGCUUCUCGCGAAGCAGCGCGCCGCGAGAGGUGAGGACGCUGUCAUGCAGGAACAAGUCGUGCACAAGACCUGGGACAGCAACGUCAUCACCCCCGGUACUCCCUUCAUGGAUAUUCUUGCUGCGUCUCUACGUUAUUGGAUUGCCUACAAACUGAACACUGACCCUGCUUGGGAGAAGAUGAAAAUCAUUAUCUCGGACGCGACAGUGCCAGGAGAGGGUGAGCAUAAGAUUAUGGAAUUUGUUCGGUCACAAAGAGCAUCGCCGGAGCAUGAUCCCAACACCCGUCACGUCAUUUAUGGUCUUGAUGCUGAUCUUAUCAUGCUUGGACUCGGAACUCACGAACCCCAUUUCCGAGUUCUGCGUGAGGAUGUUUUCUUCCAAGAAUCAAAGCCUCGGGGCUGUAAACUGUGUGGUCAGCCUGGCCAUAAGGCUGAAGAGUGUACUGGUCGUGCGAAGGAGAAGAGCGGAGAAUUCGAUGAAAAGCAAAACGCAGUUCCACUCAAACCCUUCAUUUGGUUACACGUUUCGGUUCUGAGAGAAUAUUUGGCCGCUGAAUUGCAAGUCCCUCAGCAACCAUUCCCCUUCGAUCUCGAGCGAGCUUUGGACGAUUGGGUCUUCAUGUGUUUCUUUGUUGGGAACGAUUUCUUACCUCAUCUUCCUGCGCUAGAUGUCCGUGAAAACGGCAUUGAUACCCUCAUCGCUAUCUGGCGUGAUAAUAUUCCUGCUAUGGGAGGCUAUCUGACGGAGGAUGGACAGGUCAAUUUCUCCAGAGCUCAACUCAUUUUGCAAGGCGUCGCCAAACAAGAAGAUGCAAUCUUCCGGCGCCGUAGACAGGGCGAGGAGAGAAAGGCGGCGAACCAGAAGAGACGUGAGGAACAGGAGAGAGCUCGGAAUAGUGAACACGCCAGCAAGCGAAGACGCAGUUCCCCGAAUUAUGGUAACCCAGCACACCACAAUGCUCAAGGUGGCGAUGACAAUGCUCCGCCUCAAGGAUUGGAACUGAUCACCCCGGGCCGGGGCCACUUAGACAAGGAGACCAGAGAGCUGACUCACACCAUGGUCGUGAACCGGGGUGCUGUGUACCGUGCUAAUAUGGAGAACAAGAGUGCCGCCGCUGUGCUUAAAAGUAAACUGAUGAGGGGCCCGCAGGCUGAACCGGCCGCCGAGGCGCCAGUCUCGGCGGAGAGUGAGGAGGCCUUGACAGAUGCUGCUGACUCGCCUGCUGUUCUUGGAAAGAGAAAGGCCGACGGAGAAGUCGAAAAGAAAGAAGAUGAUGAAACCGGAACUCCUGGAAGAGACUCGCCUCCUCCCCCACCCGUCAAGCCCAAGGAGAACGAGGAGCCUCAGGACAGCGUUCGACUUUGGGAGCCUGGUUAUGCUGAUCGUUACUACGAGCAGAAAUUCGGUGUUGAUCCCGAAGACCACGAGUUCCGCCACAAGGUUGCACGUGCUUAUGCUGAGGGUCUCGCCUGGGUACUACUCUAUUAUUUCCAGGGGUGUCCUUCCUGGACUUGGUAUUACCCAUACCACUAUGCUCCGUUUGCUGCGGACUUUGUUGACAUUGGUGACAUUGUGCUGGAGUUCAGCAAAGGCCAAGCAUUCAAGCCAUUUGAGCAGCUGAUGGGAGUCUUGCCAGCAGCCUCUAACCACGCAUUGCCUGAAGUGUUCCACGACCUCAUGAGCAAUCCGGAAAGCGAAAUUAUUGAUUUUUACCCCGAGGAUUUCCCCGUGGACCUUAAUGGCAAGAAAUUCGCGUGGCAGGGCGUGGUCCUGCUUCCUUUCAUAGACGAGAAGCGUCUUUUGGCUGCUAUGGAGAAGAAGUAUCCUCUCCUCACUGAAGAAGAACGGGUUCGCAACACCCAUGGUCAGGAGGUGUUACUACUAUCCGAUCAGAAUCCUCUUUACCAAGACCUUGUCGCCAACUUCUACUCCAAGAAACCCGGUCCGCCUCAACACAAGUUAAACAUGCGUGUGAGCGAUGGCUUGGCUGGAAUAGUCGAACGUAGCGACACGUAUAUCCCCCAUGGCUCCCUGGUCUCCAACCUAGAGGACUACGGCAUGCCUAGUCUCGAUGAUGACCGCACCCUCACGGUUAAUUACACUAUUCCCAAGUCCUCUCACUUGCACAAGUCCAUGCUACUACGAGGCGUGAAGUUCUCAACGCCUAUGCUGAACUCAGCCGAUGUUCGUGCAGUCAAGGGCCGCGCUCAGCAUUCGGGCCGCCAAUUCGGAGGUGCUCCAUUGCAAGGCCGAGGCCGAGGUGGCCGUAUGGACUACGGUGGAGGUCGUCCUAACCCUUUCGCGGCGCAUCUUGACCCUCGCUUCAUGAAUGGGGGUCAAGGUGGUCAAGGUGGUCCACAGGGUGGUCAACAAGGUGGAAUGCCAAUGAUGGCUCCCGGCUGGGUACCCCCACAACAGGGCGCUGGUGACUACUCCCGAGGUCCACCCCCACCCCCUCAUGGUGGGAUGUCCCACCAGUAUCCCCCUAGAGACUACCAGGGUCAUCAGAGCCAGGGUCAGUAUGGCGGACAUCACAACUACGGAUCUCACGACAACCGGGGCAGAGGCGGCGGUGGCUACCGCGGAGGUAGGUCACGAGGUCAAAACCAAGGGUACUCUGGAUACCGAGGAAACCGUGGUGGCGGUGGUGGUGGAGGUGGAGGUGGAGGCUAUGGACGUUACUAG
Molecule: messenger RNA, 3096 nt
Organism: Penicillium verhagenii
Lineage: Eukaryota; Fungi; Ascomycota; Eurotiomycetes; Eurotiales; Aspergillaceae
Gene: rat1
Product: 5'-3' exoribonculease Dhp1
Exons: 5
Coding region: 1-3096 (1031 amino acids)
Biological process (GO): nuclear-transcribed mRNA catabolic process
Cellular component (GO): nucleus
Molecular function (GO): RNA binding; zinc ion binding; 5'-3' RNA exonuclease activity
Source: RefSeq, a predicted model, not a curated record